GGAAGCGCGGUGGGUUCCGCGGGGCUUUUCGUGCCUUGCUCGGGCUCCCGGUCGGCGCGGCGCCUCCCGGCCCCGUGCGGCAGCCGGACGCCCCUCAGCGGGCACGGCUGGGAUGGCGAGUCCCAGCCCGGGGGUCUCGUGUGGGGACGGCCUCGGCGAUCUCAGUGAGGAGGUAGCUGCUGUGGAAUUGGGAAACGCGGGUGGAGCUGAAAUUCCGGUGACCCUAAGGAGAAGCCCUGAGGGUGGCCCCCCAGAAGCCUGUCCCGCAGAAGCCGCCGCCGCCACUGGCUUCGGGGGUCCCACGGUGACAGCGGGCCAGAGGCCCGUCCCCUGUGGAUGGGAACGAGUUGUGAAGCAAAGGUUGGCUGGGAAAACAGCAGGAAGAUUUGAUGUGUACUUUAUCGGCCCACAAGGACAGAAGUUCCGAUCCAGAAGGUCACUUGCUAAUUAUCUUCAUAAAAAUGGAGACACUUCUCUUAAACCAGAAGAUUUUGAUUUUACUGUACUGUCUGAAAGAAUCAUCAAGUCAGAACAUAAAGACUGCAGCCUGGCAGCUCUGUCUUCCCAACUGCAAAAGGAAAGUGACGUUUCAAAUCUGAACCUCAGGACACGAAGCAGGAGGAAAAGAAAUGGUGGAGGUCUGUCAACCUGUAAUCCCACCCAUUUACUUUUGAAAGAAGAUGAAGUUGUUCAUGAUGUUAAGCUCAGGAAGGUAAGGAAGUCCAAAAGAAAGGUGACUGUUUUGAAAGAAAUUCCAGAUAAGAAAACCAAAAAAGGGUGCAGGAAGCAUCUUCCAGAUUCUGUUCAAAGUAAGAGAAAAAAAGGAUCUGUAUCUGAUCAAACAGGUGCCAGAAAUGAGCCUGUUGCACAAGAAAGCCAGCCUGACAGAACGUCCUGCCUUCCUGACACCAGAGCAAGCGACCAGCCCCUCCGUGUGACCGGGGAAGAAAGGAGCCUUGUCAAAGAGACCUCUCUGAGUUCAGGAUCAGACUUUCAUGUUGAACAAAUCACUUCUGGCAUCCCAAACAAAUCAUGUCCGACCACAGAAGCAGCCGAUGGGACGGGGGAGGAGAUCAGAACAGAAGCAGCCGAUGGGGACAGGAAGCAGCAUUUGCAUACUGACGUUUUAAAAUGUGGCUCUGAAAUGCUCAACUGCUCACAGGCCAAGAACAGCCCGAUUUCCGAGAAAAUGCUCCCAGACAAUGCCAUCCCACAAGCACAAAUAGAAAAAAGGAAAACAAGCCUGUAUUUUUCCAACAAGUAUAACAAAGAAGCUCCUAGCCCCCCACGACGCAAAGCCUUUAAGAAAUGGACUCCUCCUCGGUCACCUUUUAAUCUUGUUCAAGAAACGCUUUUCCACGACCCAUGGAAGCUCCUCAUUGCAACUAUAUUUCUCAACCGCACCUCGGGCAAAAUGGCAAUCCCUGUGCUCUGGAAGUUUCUAGAGAAGUACCCCUCAGCCGAUGUCGCAAGAGCUGCAGACUGGAGAGACCUGUCAGAACUCCUUCGGCCUCUCGGUCUCUAUGAUCUCCGUGCGAAAACCAUUAUCAAGUUCUCAGAUGAGUACCUAACAAAGCAGUGGAAGUAUCCCAUUGAGCUCCACGGCAUUGGGAAGUACGGCAAUGACUCUUACCGGAUCUUCUGCGUCAAUGAGUGGAAGCAGGUGCACCCUGAAGACCACAAAUUAAAUAAAUAUCAUGACUGGCUUUGGGAAAAUCAUGGAAAAUUAAGUCUGUCUUAAACCCUUGGAAGUUGGGGUUUUUUUUAACUUGUACUUUCUGCACGGCGUUGUGGUUGUUUUUAAGUGCUCCAGGCAACCCAGUGAGCCCUUUUUCCAGACAUACAGAUUCUAAAGCCCAGUGUGUGUUUUCAUAAAUGUAGGUGCCACUGCUAGAUCUUUAUUGCUGAAGGUUCUAGAACAUACUUUGAGAUUUAAAGAAAUUUUUCUCUUGGCAAUACUAGAGUUUGCACUCAGGACCUUGCACUUGCUAGGCUGGCACUUAUCAUUUGAGCCGUGUCUUCAGUUGGGCUUUUUGCUGGCUAUGUUGGAGA
Molecule: messenger RNA, 2052 nt
Organism: Perognathus longimembris pacificus (Pacific pocket mouse)
Lineage: Eukaryota; Metazoa; Chordata; Mammalia; Rodentia; Heteromyidae
Gene: Mbd4
Product: methyl-CpG binding domain 4, DNA glycosylase
Exons: 9
Coding region: 113-1741 (542 amino acids)
Biological process (GO): DNA repair
Cellular component (GO): nucleus
Molecular function (GO): pyrimidine-specific mismatch base pair DNA N-glycosylase activity; DNA binding
Source: RefSeq, a predicted model, not a curated record